UCUGCAUUACUUAGACGUUUGUUUGUUAUUAUUAGGCGUGAGAAGUCGAGAUGUGGAAGUCCUUGGAAUACUGCGAUUUUACCUUGACAUGGGACAGUGAUCACGAUCCAAAUUUUCUGUCAACUUACACUGUUACACAGAAUGAUGAUGACUGGAAUGAAAUGGAUGAUGGCAUUGAUCAACCAAAUUCUUCAUUUAUAACCUGUACGAGGAACGAACAUUCAUGUACAUUAGAACUCGGUUGUAUGUGUAAACCACAUCAUGGUGUAUCGAUAGUGGGUGUGAAGGUCAGAAGCCAGGCACAGACUAUAGAACUAUAUUCGGAUAUAGAUGGUUAUUUACAGACUGCGAGAUGUAAAACAACUGAUGAAGAUGGGUCUUUCUGCUGUACUGCUAAGCUUGAAAAUCCAGUCAACAAACUAGAUAUGAAGUUUGUGGGAUUAGGUAAAAAGUCAGCGAUCAGAAUCUACAAGCUGCAUUUUAUGCUGAAACAAAACUAUGAGAACAAGAAUGGUAUUAAUGGCAGCACCGGAAUGAUUGACAUGUCAAAGGUGAAAGGAUACCUACACAGUAUGGGUGACACCGCCCCGGAGGGAGGGACUAGACUAUUGCAUGCUGUGGAGGAUUACCAACAGUCUCAGAUGUCAAAGUUUGGAGCAUUGUCGUCUGCUCUUAGUUCAGGCGGCGCUGACAGUUCAUCUAUGCUUUCUAGCCUCCUUUCUAUGGUGAAUAGAUCACAUGACUUUGAAUCAGCCAAUCAGAUUGUGCCAAAGCAGGGAUAUGCUCCAGAUUUAACCAAUAAUCAUCAAGAAACAAAAUCACAUGACUCUCUCAAUGGUGGCCCAUUGGCUGCUAUGUUGAUGUCAAUGUCAAGGACUCAGGAAAGUGGUCAAGGUGAUUCUGAAAGUCAGGGAGGAAUGUUUGCAAUGUUACAGAAUAUUUGUGGGAAAGUUAGCAAGCUGAGAGUAGCUGAACAUGCAGCAGAAACAGGGGCAGAGACUCAAAAAGAAGAUGAUAUUAUAGACACUAAGGAAACAAGAGUUGAGACACAUCCUGAUAUUGGUGCAAGUUUUGAGGAUACAGUGUCUCCAAAACUGACUGGUUCUCACACUGAAAUGUUGCAGAAGAAAAUUGAACAGACUGUGUCACAGAUGAUAAAUUUGAGUGAAGAGAAAAUAAUCCAGUAUGUUGAUACCAGACUAAAUGCAAUGGAAACCAGACUAAAUGAGAAACUUGAUACCCUUAUUGAAUUAUUAAGGAAAUGAUAAAAGAGAAAAUGUUGGCCAGGUGCUAACAAACAGGACUACAAUUAAACCAGUUGUCAUGACUUCAAAGUGCCAUGUUCCUCCAGGUGGAAUUAAUAACUUUUAGAUAACAGUUCUUUGAAAGAGCGUUUUACAUUAAAAGGCUAAAGAAUGACGGAACCUUUUGGAAUUGGAGCUGGAUCUCACGUUUUCCUUCACAUUUUUCUGGUGGAGUCAACUGUAUGGGUAACUGGUGACAACAAUAAAAUAGUCUUUCAUAUGCAUGCAUACAGAAAUAAAUCAAGUGUAGACACUUGGCAAUGAGCAGCAUGUUAUAAAUCUGUGAUAUUUUAAUGGUGGCCAACCAAAUUCUGGUCAUCUUAUAAAUUUGUUUGAAUCUUUAAAAACUAGUAAUUUACUCGGCACUUGUAGAUGUUACAUAAAAAAAUUAUUGAUUGGAAUUAAAUAGGAUUCAUUUCUUACAAUUUCUUAAACCAAGAUUGAAUUUUCUAAUGUUAGUAAGAAUUUAAAAAAAUACUUUGGCUAAGGGAUGAUGAAAUUAUAAGAACAUUUUAACCUUUAUCCUGCUGGCGGCAAUUAAUUUUGCCUUUGCGACCAGUGCAGACCAAGAUCAGCCUACACAUCUGUGCAGGCUGAUCAUGGUCUUCACUGUUCGCUAUUGAGUAAGUCAGUUUUCAGUGAACACCCCUUUAAAUGAUAAGUGCUACUGCCCAAAUUGAAUGAUGGACCAGUCCAUUUUAGAAAUUUAGCAGGGUAAAGGUUAAUUAUAUUUAUCAAAACUUGCUUUGAAAUUAUAAUUACAUUCAUGAGUAUGGAUGAAGUUCAGUUGAAAUACACUGUAAUUUUUUUAGCUCACCUGUCACAAAGUGACAAGGUGAGCUUUUGUGAUCGCGCGGUGUCCGUCGUCCGUCGUCCGUCCGUCAGUCAGUCCGUGCGUCCGUAAACUUUUGCUUGUGACCACUCUAGAGGUCACAUUUUUUGUGGGAUCUUUAUGAAA
This is a messenger RNA of Mercenaria mercenaria, 2262 nucleotides long. RefSeq lists its product as uncharacterized. The transcript is spliced from 5 exons. Lineage: Eukaryota; Metazoa; Mollusca; Bivalvia; Venerida; Veneridae. The record is from RefSeq and is a predicted model, not a curated record. The coding region runs from base 51 to 1265 and encodes 404 amino acids.